Molecule: messenger RNA, 2451 nt
Organism: Pseudovirgaria hyperparasitica
Lineage: Eukaryota; Fungi; Ascomycota; Dothideomycetes; Acrospermales; Acrospermaceae
Exons: 1
Coding region: 1-2451 (816 amino acids)
Biological process (GO): ubiquitin-dependent protein catabolic process; positive regulation of proteasomal ubiquitin-dependent protein catabolic process; protein polyubiquitination
Cellular component (GO): cytoplasm; ubiquitin ligase complex
Molecular function (GO): ubiquitin protein ligase activity; ubiquitin conjugating enzyme binding; zinc ion binding
Source: RefSeq, a predicted model, not a curated record
AUGGAAGUCACGUCCUUCGUGGAGCAUUUUGAUACUCGGACAGAUAUUCACAAAGCUAUGAAGAAUGUUGAACGUGAGCAAACAAAGUCGAGGACAGCUGUUAUCAAAAAGAUAUUUGGCCGCAAGUUCGUCGACAAAGCGUCAAAUGCGAAUGGAACCACCCUCGAUGUGUCAACUCAGUCGGCACUCAUGGGGAUGCAGAAGGUCCUAGUGUUCCCUUUAGACACUUGUUCGGUACAACAUUCGGCUCAGAUGCAUCUCCCUGGGAACGAGAAUAUAUCAAGCCGGCCUAAGACACCACAUCGGAAUACAUCAGGACCAGGACAUGAACAACCAUUUUGGCGUUCACAACGUACGAGAGCGUCUUCCACCCCCUUAUCGACUCUAGCAACACGUCCAUAUCCUUCUACCAUGGUGCAUAGACCACUCUCCAGCCAAAUGCCACAAAGUGUAGCAGUCGAAGACGUCAGGAAACAAAAUCUGACAACGAAGCAAGAUCUGACCGGCUCCAGUAUAAACCACAAUGAUAUGACCAUUGGGGACUUGAAAGAACGUAUCGCUAUGAGGCUCAGCAUGCCUUGUUCGAAAUCUCUCAAGCUUGUCAUCAACGGUCGCAUUCUCAAUAAUAAUGAUCGGAGCGCAGGAGCAAUCAAACGCCAAUGGGGCAAUCGACCUUUCACCUGCUUCAUACCAUCGCAGUUCCUCCUACGUCUUGACGAUAAACUAUUACAAUCAUAUGGUAUUGAGAGAGUGGAGCUUCGAAUCACGUCCCUGCCGCUCGCAGUGCACCUGAACGACGAUGGCUCUAUCGUCCUUGCAAAGAAAAGAAACAACCUUGAAAACCAAAGGCUAUCAAGAAGAAACUCUAAUCCAUCACUUCGUAGAUCGUUGAUCGCGCCACGCGUACCACCAAGUCACACUUCCUUAAUGCUAACCAAUGCUACUCCUUCCCAGGUAACGGCUGUUGUUCCUGAUAUUUUGCAUCGGCUUGGCGAUGCAGGCAGUUCGCGACACAGAACCAACGUAAUAACGACCUUCCGGAUAGAGAGUGGAGAUCAAGCUGGACAGGUCUGGCAAUCAGAAUGUGAAAGAGAACUGUGGGUAUCUGGACAAAUCCGUCUUGAACAUCUAAAGCACCACGUUCUGCGACAACUCGCCGAUGUCAAAUCUUUAGAGUGCAUCGAACUAAAGUUCAUUGAUGGGCCACUCAUAGACCUCAAGCCGAUGCAAUCAUGGUAUUCUUCGGAUGACCCGGACUCGGAUCGGAGACGAUGGCCAACUAUCAAGGUCCACCUUCGUGAUUCAAUCGCCUUGCACUUACCAGCACGUAACUGGACCGAGCACAUUUACUUCGACGAGGGCAUUAUCAGCAAAGGAACUCUUACUAUAAGAGACGUCAGAGAAGAAGCGAGGCGAGUUUUCAACGUUUCAAUUACUCAAAACAUACGACUGUUCCACGGCACGCAAGUUUUGGAAUUAGAUACUGCAAAGGUUCAUUUCCCCUCGUCCACUGGCCAACGUAGAAUCAUUGUGCAUCUCAGCGAUGCGCCGUCUCAAUUACUUUCGGUGCCCACUCCUCCCUUUCUUGACCUGCACGAUGGCAAUGAUCUCGUCGGUCUCGAUAAGGCGCCUUCAGAUAUCGAUACACUCACUCCAAUCAGAGCAGGUCUCCAAGGUCGUGAUUGCAUAAUUUGUGGCGACACAUGUGCACCGUACGACUAUCCUGGUCAGAUCUCCACAAAAUGUGCACACGAACCAUCAUGUUGUACAGAUUGCAUACAAGCAUGGAUCGCAAGCGAACUCGAGUCAAAAGGAUGGGACAAGAUCCGCUGUCCUGAAUGUCUCAUUCUUCUCGAACAUGCAGAGAUACGUUCCCUCGCGACCAACGCGACGUUUGAGCGGUCUGUCAUUUCUUUCGUGCCCUUUCACAUAGCAAACUCUGACAUCAAACACAGAUUCGAUGCCCUCGCAACCCGCUCAUUCUUGUCUUCCGACCCUGAUUUCCAUUUUUGCCUCUCUCCCACCUGCACAUCCGGCCAGAUCCACCCUUCCCCAUCCUCAAACCCCAUCAUGACAUGCGUAUCCUGCACCGUCUCAUGGUGUCUAACUCAUAAAAUGUCAUGGCACGUAGGCGAAACAUGCGCUGCCUAUGACAAGCGCCUCUCUUCCGAAGCGAAGGCGAAGCAGCGUGCGAAAGAAGAUGCAGAGAGUGAGAGUACGAUCAAAGAGACUGCGAAGCAGUGUCCAGGAAAGGGAUGUGGGUAUUGGAUCGAGAAGAAUCACGGGUGUGAUCAUAUGACAUGUCGUAAGUGUCGGUGGGAAUUUUGUUGGCUGUGCUUGUGUGAUUAUAAUGCGGUAAGGAGGGAUGGCAACCAUAGGCAUAGCAGGGAGUGUAGAUGGUGGGCACCGGAGGGGAAUAAGAGUGUGAGGCUUAUAGAGGCUGCUCGAUAG